This is a messenger RNA of Mizuhopecten yessoensis (Yesso scallop), 1712 nucleotides long. RefSeq names its product group XIIA secretory phospholipase A2-like. Gene Ontology annotation, molecular function: calcium ion binding; A2-type glycerophospholipase activity. The record is from RefSeq and is a predicted model, not a curated record. The coding region runs from base 20 to 631 and encodes 203 amino acids. The transcript is spliced from 4 exons. Gene Ontology annotation, biological process: lipid catabolic process; phospholipid metabolic process; arachidonate secretion. Lineage: Eukaryota; Metazoa; Mollusca; Bivalvia; Pectinida; Pectinidae. Gene Ontology annotation, cellular component: extracellular region.
GUUUAUGUCCUGACACGCGAUGGCGUCUGUAGCUACGAUCCAAAGUUUCUUCGUUGUUUUUAACGUUAUUCAGACUGUUUACGCAGCAAACGACUUUGAUCUAAACUUGGGGGAACUAGGUGAAAAUGGCGGUGACGACUUCAUGGAUUCUUUUGGCUCACUACUUGAUUCAUUGGUAGGAGCUACUGGAGAAGACGGAGAUUGUACAUUUCGUUGUCCUGAAACCGGACAAAUCACAAAGCCAAGAUCAGACUACUUGCCCUCUAGUAAUGGUUGUGGUUCACAUGGAAUAAAGCUGGACACAAAAAAACUUCCCAAGAUGACUAAGUGUUGCAACAAGCAUGAUAUCUGCUAUGACACAUGUAAUUCAGUCAAAGACAGUUGUGACCGCAUCUUCAAAAAGUGCUUAGACGAGAUGUGCAUGGAGUUAGAAGACAAAUUAUCCAAAGAUGAAUAUGACGGGUGUGAUGCGACAGCACAACUGAUGUAUCAUGGUACAGUGGCUUUAGGCUGUGGUAGCUUUAUAAACAGCCAGAAAGCUGCCUGUGAGUGUGUGAGCGAAUCCAGCCAAACGACUCCAUCUAAACAGGCAGAAAAAUCACAAAUUUUCAGGAAGGAUGGGGAACUAUAGACUAUGCAAGACAGGAUGCAAAUCAUCAAAAUUAAUAUUUAUAUAAUUGUUUGAAUUCACAUUUCCUUUUAGGAACCCCUAUUACCUAAGAUUAUACUAUUAUUGUUAUAAUUGAAAUGUCUCAUAAUUUUUCUUAUUUUUUUUUUUACGAUAUUUGCAAUUGUGCAAGCAAAUUAUUUACAUCUCAAAAAGCGCAACAUUUUUUUGCAAUAAUUUUGUGUGAAAUAUUAUAUUUUAUUUUAAAAUAAUCUUUAUAUAUUAGAAACAGCUGGAUAUCAUAUAUUACGUUAUCAUGAAUGCUGUUUAACUUAUUAUAAUAAUUAUUAUUGACAAAAUGGAUUUUUUUCUGUUGGCGUGUUGAGUACCUGUGUUUAUAUAUUUUGAAAUUUCAAUUUUUAAGGAUCACUGUCCCACUGCCAAAAACUAUAACUAUAAAUCGGGAACUUUUUUAACUGCACGACCAAAUCUGGACCUCAAAUCACACAUAGGGUCGCUGUAACCAAUUCAGCUACCUGAUCAGCGAUAGUUUUCAGGCUUAGUUCCAGCUGCAGUAAUUCAUAUCCCAAAACGAAGUUAAAGGAGCUAAUUGCAUGCCUCAAAAGCUACAAUGAAAUUCUCUAAUGUUUUAUUUGCAUGCAGUGGGACAGGGAUCCUUAAUUUGAUUUUUCUCCCUUGUGUCUUGUUAUGAAAUUUAUGUACCCAAACAGUGAUACAUUGUAUUUGUGAAUCUCAACCCUUCCAGACGACUGUUGUUUAUAUUACAAGAGAUUGACACACCAAACAGCAUAAAAUAAUAUUUUAUUCCAUAAUAGAUAAUUGUGAUAUUUUAUACAAAAUAUAUUAAUAUAUUGAAAAAGUGACUCACAGGCUUAUGUACUUUGUAACUCAUCAGGAAAGAUAUUUGAUUUUGCUUCCAUUCUUUUUUGAGUGACAAAAUCACAAUUUGUUUUACCUUAUAUGUUUUUCAAAUGCUUUAUGAUUUAACUAGUUUUGUAACCACAUGAGUGCUCCUUAAGGAUGUACACCUCUUAGAAGUCAAAAAUUUCCUGUAUUAAACUUUUUUUCUUAUAUGGAUUUUUGG